UUGUGUAACACUACACUACACGCUACACUAUACAGUCGUUUCGUUGUUAAGUUAUUAAGUUAUUAUUUAUUUUUUAAGUGAUAUUAAUAUUGAAGCAUAAACAUUUAAAAAAAAAAUAAGUAUUCUAUUAAUCUAUUAUGUUAUAAAGUAGGAAAAAUGAUGGAUGACAGUACCGAAGAAAACUUUUUAGUUGAUUUUCAUGACACAGAUCUGAUAAAAAAAUUGGAUAAUGUAAAACAAAUCGUCAAUGAUUUGAAUUAUGAAGGAAGUAAAGAAUCCUCUGUGCAUAAAUUAUUGCAGGAUUGUAUUGAAAUACUGAACACUAAAAAAAAUUCUAUGGAAUGUAUUGAAAAAGGAUCUUGUACAUCAAGCAGUAUAGUUAGUGAUCUUGUAUUAUAUGAAAAAGACAUAAUUGCUUUGUUUAAACAUUGUUCAGAAAGCAAUCUGAUCUAUGGAAAUUUAAUUAUGAAUGUAAAGCAAUUACUUACCGAAUUAUUCAAAACGGCAUCUGAAAUACAGAUAUUAUUUUUUAGUAUCUCAGAAAAAGUGAGAUUUGAUGUCUCAAUACCAGAUGACUCAAGCUUAUUGCUUAGAGUAUUACAGUGCAUUUGGCGUGGUGCUGAAGCAGUAUAUACUACAAGCAACAAAAUUAUGGUUUCUCAUUGGAAAGCAUAUAUUAACAUAUUAAUGAAAUAUUCUGCAAAAUUAUGUAUCAUAAUUGAUGAACCAAUCAAUUUUCUGUGCUCAGAAAUUAAAAAAACAAUUUUAUCUUUCCAGUCAAAUGAUGAAGCGUCAUUAAAAUUAUCAACAUAUAUGAUGAGUGUUUUAGUUAAGCUUUGUUCAUAUGGCCAUUUAUCAAAAUCUCAUAACAUAUUAUUAAAGUUUAUUUUAUUCUUAAAUAGCUAUUGGUUAUCUUAUACACAAGAUGCUGUCGCUGUCAAAGAUAGAUUAUCACAAUUUGUCGAUAAGUUAGUGUUGUUAUCAGAUGAUACAUUUUUAGAGAUAUUUCAGUCAAGCUGUCAAGAAAUAAUUAAUAGCAACUCUUCGAGUGAAAAGAUGUCUACUAUGCAUAUUGCAAUGCUGCUAACAAGACGUUUCUUCAGAUCUCCCUAUGGCAGCCAACAAUCUCAUCAGCUUAUAUGCAAUGUUUUUAAAUUGAUUAAAUCUUCAGAAUCUGCAAUGUGUUGUUACAAUGUAGAUAUCUACGAAGACUUACUGAUUAAUGUAACGUCCUUAAUUCUGGUGUCAGAUUACAGUUUGUUUGAAAAUGUUGAAAACAUUUUAAUUCAAAAUAUUCUCAAUACUGAGUAUUGGCCAGCCUUGUUUAGUAGUGACUUGUGGAUGAUUAUUAUGAGAUAUUUGUCACCUGAUUCAUGUAUCUUACAAUUUGCAAAAUUAGCCAAACUUUUUGAAGCAUUGAUUGUUUUUCCAUGUUUUACACAAUGUCCACAAAACAUUUAUCUUGAAAUGUUGUUGAAAAGACAUUUUUCUUUAAUUACAAAUAAAAAGCAAUUAAUGAACUGUUGUCCUCAAUUAAAAUUACCAAGUCUGAAAUCUACUAUUGGAAUACUUCAUAUUUCAACACUUUCAGAAUACAAUCAAUUAUCGGAAAUGAUAAAAAUCAUGAGUAUAUUACCAGAACAAACAAAUUAUGAACACUUAAAUAGGGAAAUAAUACAUUUAUGGAAUUGUGUUAAGGACGAAUACCCGCCAGAAUAUGUAUGUGCAUUAAUUGAAGUCAGUAUUGGUUCUGAAAAAUUACUAAAAACAAUUAUUCCAAAGAUUAUUAAAAUAUUGAGUAGCUGUUCUUAUGAUGAUACUACAGAAAUGAAGCGAUGCAGGCUACGCUUGAUCCGAUCAAUAUUAUUGCAUAUGCCACGGUUUCAAGAAAAACUAAUAAUGGAAAUUUUUCUUCAAUACUUAUUUGAUCAUCAUCCAUUAGUACAACAAUGGACCAUUGAAACUAUAGUGUAUUUUUCUAGUGUUACUGAAAGUCACAAUAACUUAAUUUCUAUGAUUUUUAAACAACCUGAAGUUAGAACUAUUAUAAAAGAUUAUUUGGAAAUGAAAAUCAAUCAUACUUAUAGUCAUGAUGAUUUCAUACAAUAUUUCGAACAAUUGUCCUUGUGUGGAAAAUUUCAACACAUGUGUACAUUUAAUGGUAAAUUAGAUAAAGUAUUAGAUACAUUAAGAACAGAUAUUGACUGUUUGAAUGAUAUUGUGAGCAAAACUCAAAUAACAGCAGAUGAGUUAGAAAGAUUAAAACAAUGUUCAUCUCUUUUAAAUAAUAUUUGUGAGGCAAUAAAAUUUAAUACUAAAGAUUUUUAAUGUGUCAAGUUAAAUGUUAACUUAAAUCAGUAUAUAG
This is a messenger RNA of Rhopalosiphum maidis (corn leaf aphid), 2365 nucleotides long. RefSeq lists its product as uncharacterized. Bases 157 to 2328 code for a protein of 723 amino acids. The record is from RefSeq and is a predicted model, not a curated record. The transcript has 9 exons. Lineage: Eukaryota; Metazoa; Arthropoda; Insecta; Hemiptera; Aphididae.